AUGUCAGACAGCAAGGAGGUAAUGGAAGAAUUUGAGCUACCUAGACAGAGUGGUUUGAUAGGCGUAUACCGUGAGCAGGAGCAAGAUAUAGAUAUAAAUGUGAGUGUAUGUGUACGUGUUGUUGAGCUUGAUGCAAGCUUGAGACUGUGGUCUGAUAUUGAUAAUGAGACUGAUGGUAUGGAAAGAGAGGAGGAGAACCGAGACAUUGAGGCCGGGAACGAGGGCUAUUUGACGUUGAGUCUCAAUGGCGAACCCGGUAGAUGGGCGCCGGGUGCCAGGUGCAAGGUCAAGAUUGACAGGGACCAAACCAAGGAUGACGUCUAA
Molecule: messenger RNA, 324 nt
Organism: Fusarium odoratissimum NRRL 54006
Lineage: Eukaryota; Fungi; Ascomycota; Sordariomycetes; Hypocreales; Nectriaceae
Exons: 2
Coding region: 1-324 (107 amino acids)
Source: RefSeq, a predicted model, not a curated record